AUGGAAGAGAGGAACAUUAAAACUCAAGCAAAAAUAAAGCUUUACAAACAGCUCAGACAUCUUCAGAAUGACCCUCAUAAUGGUUGAGGAGCUUCACUUGCCGAUGAGGACUCUUUGUAUGAAUGGGAUGGCUACAUUUGAGGGCCUAGUGACACUCCUUAUGAAGGUGGAGUCUUUAUGCUGAGAAUGAGUUUUCCGGAAGAUUAUCCAUUUCGUCCUAUGGUAGUCAAAUUUAAGACUAAAAUUUAUCAUCCAAAUAUCAGAUCUGAUGGAUUGGUUGGGAUGAAUAUCCUAGCUGACGAAUGGACCCCUGCUUUGACCGCAGAUAAAGUGUUGCUUUCUAUUUGCUCUCUUCUAGGCGACCCUAACCCAAUGCUAUGCUUUAACCCUGAGAUUGGGAAGGAGUACCUCAAAGACAGAGAGGCUUAUGACAGGAAGGCUCGUGAAUGGACGGAUUUGUAUGCUUAG
Moneuplotes crassus is the source of this 468-nucleotide messenger RNA. Lineage: Eukaryota; Ciliophora; Spirotrichea; Euplotida; Euplotidae. The record is from the annotation of a GenBank genome assembly.